AUGCUCGCCCGUCUAGAGGACAGAUGCUCGCUGAGCAGUCCAAUGAGCUUCAAGGGACGCAAGCUGUUUGGCGGCAGCUGUGCCGACUCGCCAGAUCCCUCAGAGGCUUCCGCUGCGUCGCGCCGGACCAAGCCGCGCUCCGCCACCAUCUCGAUGAUGCCCGGCACAAAGCGGGUGCACUCGCCACUCCUCCCCACCGGCUGGUUCGGAAAGUCGCAGGAGGACGACAGCAUCUCGAGCCGGCUCCAGGGCUCCUCGUCGUCCUGCUCGCCUGCCGGUCCCAGCCCCUCGAUCAGCGCAGCAUCGGACCUGAUGAUGCCCGACCGGUCCUCCAACAACGCUUCCCCGUCGCUGCCUGUCCAGCCGGGCGCGCAACAGCAAGGGGACAAGCUGCAGCGGAGGCGGCGGUCGUUCUUCUUCAAGAAGCGCAAGGGAGGAGCAGGCGGGGAGGACGCUGCCUCUGCCGCGGCUGCCGUCGAACUGCCGCCGCUGCCCUUUGCCAGCACCCACACCUACACCCCGCCACGACCUCAGCCCGUCGUGUCGGCAAAGAAGCUCGAGGCGAGGCGGCUGCAAGAUGAGCAGAACCUCGCGGCCCUCGAGCGCGUCUCUGACCUCGUCUGCCAGUCCGUUGCGACGGCCGUCAUCGAGCCCCUCACGCCUCCAGGCCCACGCGGCGGCAUCAGCGUCGCCGCAGUCGAGCGGCGCCUGGCGAGCUCGAGCUACGCCUCGCUGGCCUCUCCACCCUUUUCGGACUGCGGCGAGGACCGCGUUCAGUCGCCGUCGGUUGGCGGGUCUUACACACAGUCGUCCGAAGGUGGCUGGCUGUCAGAUGCCUCCGAGUUCGCCCUGUACCAGCGCACUCCUCCCGACCAGAGCGUGCUGGACCGCGUGCUGCUGCCGUCGUCGAUGAAGAGCAUCAAGCGUGAGGGGCGCAGACAUCGUCCCGCCGCCCUCGACCUGACCGCCGAGAGGCCUCCUUCCACCCGUUCCGGCUCCGACGUCGGCCUGCCCAGGUCAGCCACGUUGCGGGGCUCGAUCGAUGCCGCCGACUUCGACCUCUACCUCAAGUCGCCCACCUGGAUCCCCGAGGCUGUCCAGGGCCCGGCGCCACCGCCGCGUCCAGGCCGCUCCGGCUCGCAGCGCAUGCGCACCGCCAGCCUGAGCAUGCCCCGCUCCCGCCCACCAUCGUCGGACCAGCUCUCGCCGACUAGCCCCACCAGCCCAGGCUCGCGCAAGAGCCACCGAACGACGCUCAGCACCAUCUCGUCCAACUCGUCGACCGAGGAUCUGGGCCGCACCAUGCACUCUCCGCGAUCGAGAAUGUCGAUGGGCGACAUCGACUCUCGCCCCUCGACCCGCCACCCGACCGUCGACUCGCCAUUUGCGACGCCGACCUUUGGCUAUGAUCCACCGUGGGGCCAGUUCCCCUAG
Messenger RNA from Pseudozyma flocculosa PF-1, 1434 nucleotides. RefSeq lists its product as uncharacterized. The record is from RefSeq and is a predicted model, not a curated record. The transcript has a single exon. The coding region runs from base 1 to 1434 and encodes 477 amino acids. Lineage: Eukaryota; Fungi; Basidiomycota; Ustilaginomycetes; Ustilaginales; Ustilaginaceae.